AGACUCUGAGAGCAGACAGCAGUGUAGUACAGAGUUAUUAUAGAGUGUAGUAGAGUUAUUAUAGACUGCAGUACAGAGUUAUUAUAGACUGUAGUACAGAGUUAUUAUAGACUGUAGUACAGAGUUAUUAUAGAGUGUAGUACAGAGUUAUUAUAGACUGUAGUACAGAGUUAUUAUAGAGUGCAGUACAGAGUUAUUAUAGACUGUAGUACAGAGUUAUUAUAGACUGUAGUACAGAGUUAUUAUAGACUGUAGUACAGAGUUAUUAUAGACUGCUAGUACAGAGUUAUUAUAGACUGUAGUACAGAGUUAUUAUAGACUGUAGUACAGAGUUAUUAUAGACUGCUAGUACAGAGUUAUUAUAGACUGUAGUACAGAGUUAUUAUAGACUGUAGUACAGAGUUAUUAUAGACUGUAGUACAGAGUUAUUAUAGACUGUAGUACAGAGUUAUUAUAGACUGUAGUACAGGUAUAAGGUCCCUGUGUCUCCUGUCCUCAUGCCUGGUGAUUCUCUAAAGAUGGACUCUCAGCUCUCAGAAGACCCUGCUGAACCCUCAGAGCCCCCCCCCCGGAUGACGAGGCAGCAGGUCCUCACCCUGAUCUCAGUCGCCUCCGUCAACUUCUCCUCCAUGAUCUGCUACUCCAUCCUGGGCCCCUUCUUCCCCACCGAGGCGGUGAAGAAGGGGGCGAGCCAGACGCUCAUCGGGCUGAUCUUCGGCUGCUACGCCGUCUGUAACCUCAUCGCCUCGCUGCUCAUGGGGAAAUAUAUUGUUCAGAUUGGAGCAAAGUUCAUGCUGGUGACCGGACUGUUCGUGUCUGCAGGGUCCACCGUCCUCUUCGGGCUGCUGACCCGGGUCCCGGCCGGCGCCCCCUUCGUGGCGCUCUGCUUCGUGGUGCGUUCGGUGGACGCGGUGGGCUUUGCCGCCGCCUGCACCUCCUCCUUCGCCAUCACAGCUAAAAUCUUCCCCAACAAUGUGGCCACUGUGCUGGGCAGUCUGGAGAUGUUCACGGGUCUGGGUCUGACUGGGCCCCCAGUGGGGGGCUGGUUCUACGAGACUUUUGGGUACGAGGUUCCCUUCAUGGUACUGGGGGGGCUGCUGUUCGUCAUGGUGCCAUUCAACAUCUGCGUGCUGCCCAACAUCCACUCGGAGCCGUCGAAGGACUCCUUCCUCUUCCUCCUCACGAAGCCGAAGAUCGCUCUGAUCUGCUUCGUCAUCUUCACGCUGAGCGCCGGCCUCGGCUUCCUGGACGCCGCGCUGUCGCUCUUCGCCAUCCAGACGUUCGGCCUCUCCUCGGGGUAUGUGGGGCUCAUCAUGCUCGGCCUCUCCCUCCCGUACUGCCUGGCCUCCCCCCUGCUGGGAUUCUUCACUGAUAAAUACCCUAGCAGCAGGCCGUGGCUCAUGGUGAUUGGAUGCUCAACCACAGCGCUCAGUUUCUGCCUGCUGGGCCCCGCCCCCAUCCUCCACAUCCCCAGUCAGCUGUGGCUGCUGGUCCUGAUGCUGGCUGUGAUUGGUUUCUCUCUGGGGAUGACGGCGAUCCCGACCUUCCCCGAGAUCAUCUCCAGUGCACAUGGGCUGGGCUAUGAGGAGGGGCUCAGCACUCUGGGGAUGGUCUCCGGACUCUUCGGGGCCUCCUGGUCUCUGGGGAUGUUCUACGGUCCCAUAGUGGGGGGGCUGGUGACUCAGCACCUGAGCUUUGAGUGGGCGUCCGUCCUGCAGGGGGGACAGCUCUGCUGGCUGCUCUGCUGCUCGCUGUUUACUACCUGAGACACCCCCCCUCACAGCAGAGAAUCGCUUCAGAAAGUCCAACAACCAGCGAACACUUCCCUCUGCUCUCUGAGUGAAGACCGUCUUUAUUUGAUAAAAAUCUUCAAACUAUAUUUUGUCGUUGCAGGGAAUAAAACCAUUUCUAUAAAACUUAAUAUAAAAAUCUGAAUGAACAAAACGUGAAGUGAUAGUUAAGCUGUAGUAAAUGAAACAGUUCAAAUCAAUGAAAUUAUUUUCCAGAUUAAAGCUUUAAUGCAUUUGUUACAACACAGUGAUGCACAAAGGAAACCAUGUAUUCAAUAAGCUUUGAUGACUGAAUAUUUGAAAGGGUGAUGAACAUUAUUUCUAUCUUUGUGGCGAUUUAUUGACAUUAUGAUUUAUUGACAUUAUGAUUUAUUGACAUUAUGAUUUAUUGAUUUAUUGACAUUAUGAUUUAUUGACAUUAUGAUUUAUUGACAUUAUGAUUUAUUGACAUUAUGAUUUAUUGACAUUAUGAUUUAUUGACAUUAUGAUUUAUUGACAUUAUGAUUUAUUGAUAUUAUGAUUUAUUGAUAUUAUGAUUUAUUGACAUUAUGAUUUAUUGACAUUAUGAUUUAUUGACAUUAUGAUUUAUUGACAUUAUGAUUUAUUGACAUUAUGAUUUAUUGACAUUAUGAUUUAUUGACAUUAUGAUUUAUUGACAUUAUGAUUUAUUGACAUUAUGAUUUAUUUGUAAAUAUAUAUUUUACGUUUUUAAAACCUUUCUAAGUAAUACCCUGUGAAAUGAUGAAUAACAUGGAGUUAAGAAUCUUUAAACAUAUUUAGAUUCUUAAAAGAACAUUUGGAAGUUGUUAAAUGAUUUCUCAUCAAUAACGAAUACAGGUUAGUAAUAGCAGUUCAUAAACACCCUUUCUACAGACUCAUAAUUCAGUGCCAUUAUCAAACAGGAUGUGUUGAAUAGUUCCUGAACAGUAAACACACUGAGGGUUAUUUCACCAUCAUUCUUCCUUUUAUUCAUUCGGAUGAUUCUACUUGUAUGUAAAUCCAGUCAUGUAAACAUCUUGUAAUGUUUUAUGAACAGUUUGAUAAACGUGUGAGUUUGACUGCAGACUAUUUAAAGUUUCACACAGUGCUGAUCGAGAGAAGGAGUGAGGGAGGGGAGAGCUGGAUAAAUGCUGCUUUGUUUCUGAGCGGCUUAAAGAUCUUAAAGCAUCAGCUGAUCAACGAGCCGCUCUCUGAGGUUUGAUGAACAACUUUCUGUUGUUUACGUCCUCUAAGCUCUUCCCCUGGCGUCCCACAGGGAUCCAUAUUGGGCCCUCUUUCACUUAUCCGCAAUCCAUUUUCCCGGAGCCUUGUGUUGCAUUCACUGCCGUCUGUGAUUUUAUGUCUCUGUACUGACUGAACUUAUUUGACAAUGUUUUGCACAGAU
Eleginops maclovinus (Patagonian blennie) is the source of this 3174-nucleotide messenger RNA. RefSeq names its product solute carrier family 18 member B1 (gene slc18b1). Gene Ontology annotation, biological process: transmembrane transport. Gene Ontology annotation, molecular function: transmembrane transporter activity. The record is from RefSeq and is a predicted model, not a curated record. NCBI's taxonomy places the organism in Eukaryota, Metazoa, Chordata, Actinopteri, Perciformes, Eleginopidae.